CUGGCGUGGAGAUCGGAUCCGGAAAGCGUUCCUUUUAGCCGCUGCUUUUCCCGUUCCGUCUCAGCCUUUCUCACCGACGCUCUCCUCGUUCUUCCUCCCCGUCCCGACCAAACUCCACUUCCUCUCCUCUUCUUCCUCUUCCUCUUCUUCUUCCUUCCCUCCCUCUCUUCUCUUUCUCCCCUUCUUCUUCUCUCCCCAUCCCCCCUCCCCAAUUCUUACUUUAUAUCCCCAGAUAGAUUAUUCUUCUGUCUACCCUUCCCCACAGUCAAGAUGUUCGCUGCUCGCCAGUCUUUCAACCUCUUCCAGAAGCGUGGCUUCUCCGUCUCUGCCAGCCAGCUCUCCAAGGUUGCCGUUCUCGGUGCCGCUGGUGGUAUUGGCCAGCCUCUCUCUCUCCUCCUCAAGCUCAACCCCCGUGUCUCUGAGCUUGCUCUCUACGACAUCCGCGGUGGACCUGGUGUUGCCGCUGAUCUGAGCCACAUCAACACUAACAGCACUGUCUCUGGCUACGAGCCCACCGCCUCUGGCCUCCGUGAUGCCCUCAAGGGCGCCGAGGUCGUCCUCAUCCCUGCCGGUGUUCCCCGCAAGCCCGGCAUGACCCGUGAUGACCUUUUCAACACCAACGCCUCCAUCGUUCGCGACCUUGCCAAGGCUGCUGCUGAGGCUUCCCCCGAGGCCAACAUCCUCGUUAUCUCCAACCCUGUCAACUCCACCGUCCCCAUCGUUGCCGAGGUCUUCAAGUCCAAGGGUGUCUACAACCCCAAGCGUCUCUUCGGUGUCACCACCCUUGACGUUGUCCGUGCCUCCCGCUUCAUCUCCCAGGUCCAGAAGACCGACCCCGCCAACGAGGCCGUCCCCGUUGUCGGUGGCCACUCCGGUGUGACCAUCGUUCCCCUCGUCUCCCAGUCCAACCACCCCUCCAUCGAGGGUAAGGUCCGUGACGAUCUCGUCAACCGCAUCCAGUUCGGUGGUGACGAGGUUGUCAAGGCCAAGGACGGUGCCGGUUCCGCCACCCUCUCCAUGGCCAUGGCCGGUGCCCGCUUCGCUGAGUCUCUUCUCCGUGCCUCCCAGGGCGAGAAGGGCAUCGUCGAGCCCACUUUCGUCGACAGCCCUCUCUACAAGGACCAGGGUGUCGACUACUUCGCCUCCCUCGUUGAGCUCGGCCCCAACGGUGUUGAGAAGAUCAACCCCGUCGGCCCCGUCAACGACUACGAGCAGAAGCUCAUCGAGACCGCUCUCGGUGACCUCAAGAAGAACAUCCAGAAGGGUCGUGACUUCGUUAAGGCCAACCCUUAAAUGAUUUGAACUCUCAUCUAUCAUGAAUAUGAGCAAAAUCUCUCCUGCAGCCACGUUCCUCCUUGUAUAACAGUCUAUUCAUUAUUCCUCUUUCUCUCCCUUCUUCACAUUUCCCAUCCCACCAUCGGCUUUUACAUCGGAGGAAUGUCGCCGCAGCAGCGCGGAAGCAUAGAAUCCGGGCUUUGAAUUUCAUCCCGAGAGCCUCGUGGGACCUGCGAUGGAGGUGGGGGGAAGUGGACAUGACGUGUAUCUCGUUUUCCAAUACAGACCGCAAAAUCGUGUUAAUGAUAACUACCCUUACGACAACAAUGGUUUC
Molecule: messenger RNA, 1609 nt
Organism: Aspergillus homomorphus CBS 101889
Lineage: Eukaryota; Fungi; Ascomycota; Eurotiomycetes; Eurotiales; Aspergillaceae
Product: malate dehydrogenase
Exons: 6
Coding region: 271-1293 (340 amino acids)
Biological process (GO): tricarboxylic acid cycle; malate metabolic process
Cellular component (GO): mitochondrion; cytoplasm
Molecular function (GO): L-malate dehydrogenase (NAD+) activity
Source: RefSeq, a predicted model, not a curated record